Messenger RNA from Erigeron canadensis, 784 nucleotides. RefSeq names its product late embryogenesis abundant protein D-29-like. Bases 86 to 652 code for a protein of 188 amino acids. Lineage: Eukaryota; Viridiplantae; Streptophyta; Magnoliopsida; Asterales; Asteraceae. The transcript has 2 exons. The record is from RefSeq and is a predicted model, not a curated record.
CAAUAUAUCGACAACUUAUAACACACUUCCUUAUUUAUACUACUCGCUAACAUUAUCUAGCGAUAAAUAACUAUAGCGAUUGAUCAUGGGUUUUAAUUUUCAUAAAAUUGCAGUUCUAACCAUGGUGGUUAUGACGUUGGUAUUGUUCUCGGUUAUUUAUGCAACCGUGACCGACGAAAACAUUAAGCAGGACGAUACAAAUAUUGAUUCCGCUAAGUCCACCAAAGACAAGAUUACUGGAACUGGAGAAUAUGUCGCAGAUAAAGCAUCCAUGGGAGCUGAAUCCGCAAAAGAUACGUCAUACGAGAGUGCAAAAAUGGCCAAAAACGGUGUAGAGUACGUGAUGGAUGCGGCACACGAAGCUUCAAAGGACAGUGUGGGAUAUGUUCAGGACUCUGCUUACAAGACUGCGGAAAGUGCAAAAGGAGGGGCAGAAUAUGUGAAAGACAAAGCGAAUGACGGUGCAGGGUAUGUUAAGGAUGCGACUUAUGGAAAAACGCAACUAGGUGCAAAAAAAGAGGGGGCUGCGGAGAAGGGGAAAGAGGGAGGUGAUGAGGAUACAUUGGAGUGGGCUAAAGAGAAAGCGAAACAAGGGUACGAGAAGGCGAAGAAUGUGAUUCUAGGUAGUGGUUCGUAUAAUGAAGAACUUUAAAAAACGGUAUAGAAUGAGCAAAGGACAAAUGCGUGGUAUUGUAUGUUGUAUUUUUUUUCUAUGGGAUUUAGAUCCUCUAAGAUAAUUAAUGUUGACUUUACUAAUAAAGUUGAUCUUCUCAUUGAAUUAAAA